GACACGUGCUGAACCCAGUGAGAACGAUCGAGUUUUCGAACACGCUUAUCAUCCCCGACGACGAAACACUAACUUAAUGGAUACCUUUUCGUAUGCGUUUUCCGGUGUUUUUUUGUUUGUUUUUUUUUGAAAGGGUACAUCUCAAAAAUUACAAAAAUAGAAUUCACGCAAGUUAAUAUUCACAACAAGUUUAUAUCAUCGUAUACUCGUUGACGUAAACUACAGUUGAAAUAUUCCACGAUGGAAGGCCAUAUAGAUGAUAAUAUUUUGAGUAAUUGUACAGCCAUGGUGUUAUCAUUAGAAUUUGAUAAAUCAUCAAAAGAACUUGAAUAUUACAAUUCCACCUCUCUUUUGGCAAUAUUGGGAAAUAUGUUGAAAUCUUCUGAUUUGACGAUGUCCAAACGCACAAUUGCCAAAGACCGAUUACAUGAUUGCGUUUAUCCUCUACCGGAACCAGCGCAUAAUAUUUCACUGUGGCACAAGUUAAUCUGGUCCACUGUUUUUAUCGCAAUGUUAAUCGUUGCCAUUGUUGGCAACUCAAUUGUCAUAUGGAUAGUGGCAGCUCACAGACGAAUGCGAACUGUUACUAAUUGUUACAUGGUCAGUCUAAGUAUCUCCGAUUUGUUUAUGGCUUCGCUCAAUUGUCUACCAAACUUUAUUUAUAUGCUCAACUCUGAUUGGGCUUUUGGUUUGGAACUUUGCAUGGUAUCCAAUUUCGUUGCUUACUGGACAGUUGCAUCAUCAGUUUUUACAUUGGUCGCAAUCACCCUCAAUAGGUACAUGGCAAUUGUCCAUCCACUUCGGCAUAGGAGGUCAAAGACGAGAACACAAACGGUACUUGUUCUCAUUUGGUUAAUCAGUGUUUUUCUAGCAAUGCCAUGCAUUUUAUAUUCUGACAUUAAAACAAAAAGAUACAUGAAUGGAGAACUAAGAAGGGCGUGUUACAUACUUUGGCCAGACGGAAGGUACCCGAAUUCUAAAACUGAAUACAUAUAUAAUAUAUUAUUUCUAUGCGUCACUUAUAUAAUACCAUUGACAGUGAUGGCUGUAUGCUACACGAUCAUGGGUAGAGAACUUUGGGGAAGUAAAACCAUUGGACAGAUGACACAAAGACAUGUGGAGUCAAUCAAAUCGAAGAGAAAAGUUGUCAGAAUGUUCGCUGUAGUAGUAACAAUUUUCUUAAUUUGUUGGCUACCUUAUCACUCGUAUUUCGUAUACGCAUACCACAACAAAAGCAUAGUAGUCAAGACGUAUGUGCAAGAUCUGUUCCUGAGUUUCUAUUGGUUAGCAAUGUCAAACUCGAUGGUGAAUCCAAUAAUUUAUUACUGGAUGAAUCCUAGAUUCAGAGCUUAUUUUAAGUUGAUCAUAUGCUACUGUGGAGGCUUAAGAAAUCCUGACAAAGAUUCUAUUAAUCUAAACGUAAUUCGAAUGAACGGUGAAUCUCAAUAUUACUUAACCCGAUCCAAAUCAGUGGAACGAUUAACCAGGUCCAGUAUCGUUGGGAGUCCAACACUUACGACGUCCACCAGAAACCCAAGUAUUAUGUCUACCCAGAGGCUACAGCGAAGUAGUACGUCAUCCUCCAAAAACACGAAAUAAUCAAGAAACAACGGUGAUUCAAAGGUAAAACACAAGUUCUAGACUUCAGAAACUACAAAAAACUAGAAAACUUUCUUCACAGAAGCUUAUCUAUAAUCAAUGAUGUUGGUGAUGAAUAUUGAAUGAAGAUCCUAUUUUUGAAAAUCCAAGACCUAUUGUAAAUAAUACGACGACAGCCAUUUUUGAAAAAUGUCCAUGUCACUUGGUUCCGUGUAAAUAUCUAUAAAAUAUUUAAAAAUAAUUUUGUUAAAUAAUAAUGUUAUGUCGAUAAAAUAUAUAUAUAUAUAUUUAUUUA
This is a messenger RNA of Aphis gossypii (cotton aphid), 1894 nucleotides long. RefSeq names its product tachykinin-like peptides receptor 86C (gene TkR86C). Gene Ontology annotation, molecular function: tachykinin receptor activity. Lineage: Eukaryota; Metazoa; Arthropoda; Insecta; Hemiptera; Aphididae. The coding region runs from base 241 to 1599 and encodes 452 amino acids. Gene Ontology annotation, biological process: G protein-coupled receptor signaling pathway. The transcript has 11 exons. The record is from RefSeq and is a predicted model, not a curated record. Gene Ontology annotation, cellular component: plasma membrane.